Leptinotarsa decemlineata (Colorado potato beetle) is the source of this 1508-nucleotide messenger RNA. Its product is annotated as isovaleryl-CoA dehydrogenase, mitochondrial. The record is from RefSeq and is a predicted model, not a curated record. Gene Ontology annotation, molecular function: 3-methylbutanoyl-CoA dehydrogenase activity; flavin adenine dinucleotide binding. Gene Ontology annotation, biological process: L-leucine catabolic process. NCBI's taxonomy places the organism in Eukaryota, Metazoa, Arthropoda, Insecta, Coleoptera, Chrysomelidae. Gene Ontology annotation, cellular component: mitochondrion.
UUUGAAGUCAAAUCGUGAUUUGGUAAGCGUUACUUAGUUACUUGAAAUACAUAUUUGGUAUUCGACCCAUCGCAAUGAAGAUUACAAGACAAUGUGCCUGAUCAAGAUGAUUUUGAAAUCGAGUACCAAGUUAUUUAGAACAUUCCACAAAAUAAAUCCGUUCAAACCGAGACAAGUGUCGCAGUAUUAUCCAAUUGACGAACAUAUAUUUGGAUUGAAUGAUGAGCAGAUUCAUCUCAGGGAUACUAUUUUUAAUUUCGCACAGAAAGAAUUGGCUCCAGUGGCAAAUGAAAUAGAUAGGAAUAAUUCGUUUCCAGAUUUGAGGAAGUUUUGGAGAAAGCUAGGCGAAUUAGGAACUUUAGGAAUAACUGUGAAUUGUGAAUAUGGUGGAACCGGUGGAACUUAUUUGGACCAUAUCAUUGUUAUGGAAGAGAUGUCUAGGGCUUCUGGUGCCAUUGGUUUGAGCUACGGUGCCCAUUCCAAUCUCUGUGUCAACCAAAUUCAUCGAAAUGGAAAUGAAUCUCAGAAGACGAAGUACCUGCCUAAGCUCUGUUCUGGAGAACAUAUGGGAGCUCUUGCAAUGUCCGAACCUGGAUCUGGAUCAGAUGUCGUCUCAAUGAAGCUCAAAGCUGAGAAGCACGAAGAUUAUUAUGUAUUGAAUGGUACCAAGUUUUGGAUCACUAACGGCUCAGAUGCAGACGUACUGAUUGUUUACGCCAAAACAGACCUGAAAGCGAAACCUCAGCACGGAAUCUCAGCAUUCAUAGUGGAGAAAGGUUUUGAAGGGUUCAGAACUGGCCAGAAACUCGACAAACUGGGGAUGAGAGGAUCUAGUACAGCUGAACUCAUAUUCGAAGACUGCAAGGUACCGAAGGAAAAUCUUCUUGGAGCCGAAAACAAGGGUGUUUAUGUACUGAUGAGUGGUUUGGAUUUGGAACGGUUAGUUUUGGCAGCUGGUCCAGUUGGAAUCAUGCAAGCUUGUUGCGAUGUUGCAUUUUCAUACGCUCACGUCAGAAAACAGUUCAAUACCAGAAUUGGGGAAUUCCAAUUGAUUCAAGGGAAACUUGCUGAUAUGUAUACAACCCUAGGUGCGUGCAGAAGUUAUCUAUACAAUGUAGCAAAGGCGUGUGAUAACAAGAAAGUCAAUUCUAAAGAUUGUGCCGGCACUAUUUUAUAUUGUGCUGAAAAGGCCACUCAAAUGGGAUUGGAUGCCAUUCAAAUAUUAGGUGGCAAUGGUUAUAUCAACGACUACCCAACUGGCAGAUACCUCAGAGAUGCGAAACUGUAUGAAAUUGGGGCUGGAACCUCUGAAAUAAGAAGAAUGGUUAUAGGAAGGGCAAUAAAUUCAGAAUAUCCAUAAAAUAAAUAUAUUUUUAUUUGAAUAUAAACAUAUUGGUACGAUAAAUAAUUCAACAUUCCACGUUCAACAUUACAAUAAAAUUCGUUAUAAUAAGCAUAACAAUUCGAAAAGUGUUCAACUUAACCUAUAAAAAUAUUACUUAUUUUUA